CAAUUGGAUGUUAAGCGUGAACCAGUAACCACUACCACCACUCCACCUCCUUCUCCUACUCUUCCACUACGACCACUGAAUUUUAUUCGAUGGCAGAGUUGACUCAGCCCGAGGUUGUAUACUCACCUCGUUCUCUUCAACUAUGGAGGACGCUCUGGAACUGGCUCGCUUUCUUUUUCCAGAUCUUCCUCCAGAUCGUUAGAGCCUUAGGACACCUUCCUCUACUCUCUUCUGCUUCUUCCUCUUUCAAGCCUUUGCCAGUCGUUGAGUUGCCGGAGACUCACUCUUCCGCGACUCUUGAGAUCACCGCCGGCCCCGACUCCAUUCCCAUCGAUGAGCCUAUCAAAAAACUCACGGUGGUUCUUGACUUGGAUGAAACUCUAGUAUGUGCAUAUGAGACUUGUAGUUUGCCAGCUAAUCUACGUAAUCAAGCGACAGAAGCUGGCCUGAAGUGGUUUGAACUGGAAUGCAUAUCUUCAGACAAGGUUUCAUAUGUUCUAGUGCCUGAAUGUGAAGGGAAACCUAAGAUAAGUUAUGUUACAGUGUUUGAGCGUCCAGGGUUGGCCGAAUUCCUAAAACAACUGAGUGAAUUUACUGAUCUUGUGCUGUUUACUGCUGGCCUUGAAGGUUAUGCUAAACCCCUUGUGGAUAGAAUAGAUAUGGACAAUCUAUUUAGCCUUCGCCUUUACCGGCCUUCAACGAUUAGCACGGAGUAUAGGGAGCAUGUGAAGGAUCUCUCUUGCAUAUCAAAGGAUCCUUGCCGGACUGUUAUAGUCGACAACAACCCCUUUAGUUUCUUGUUGCAACCAUUGAAUGGAAUCCCUUGCAUCCCUUUUUCGGCUGGUCAACCAUACGAUACACAGCUUCUCGAUGUACUUCUUCCGCUCCUUAAGCACCUGUCUAAUCAGAAAGAUGUGAGACCUGUGCUAUAUGAAAGAUUCCACAUGCCUGAAUGGUUUCAAAAGCAGGGGAUCCCUGCUUCUGGCUGGACAUAGUAGGACUAAGAUAGAAUGCAGAUAAAAGCCACCAUCCUUUUGCUAUGGACAGGCAGCAUUUUGGGGUAAUUUUUUCCAGCGGUCACUGAACUUUAGUGCUUGUUUCAUUGCGGUUGCUAAAUUUAAUUUUGCUUCGUAAAAAUGACUUGAUUUCCUAUUUAAAUUUCAAACAGUAACUCUCGUCAUUCGGUGAAAUCUCUCCAAUUGAGUGUCUAUGUGGCUUCUCCUACAUUGAUUAAAUUAAAAAAAAAAGAAGAAGAAGAUCCUUUGCAAUGUAGGUUAGGGAGAUAUUUAUAGGCCUUUAUAAUCCUACAUCGCAAAGAAUUUUUUUUUAAUUUUUUUAAUUUAGUCCACGCAGGAGAAGCCACGCAUUUAACUGGAAAUUCGAUGAGAGUCAAGGUUUGAAACGUAUAUAGGAAGUUGAAUGACUUUUAUAAGAUAAAAUUAAGUUUCAUGACCGCAAUGGAGCAACACUAAAAUUUAGUGACUGGGUAAAAAUUAUCCCAGCAAUUUGUGUAGAAAACACAAGUUUUGUAUAGUAUUAAUUUGUAUGCCCGUCAUUCGUCGAAGUCGAAGUGCAUGCAGUUUCAGGAAAAGAAUUCAUGUGCUGCUUUCAUUGGCCAAAUAAGCACAACAGUUUUUUCUGUAGAUUUGUUAAUACUCUGAUUCUUACUGUAAUUCUGUUUAUAGGUUUGCAGUCAGCUCAAUGUUUAUUUAUCUUUCUCAGUUCUGUAAAUCGUUGCUUUAUCAAUGGUUAUUAGUCGUUCACACA
Manihot esculenta (cassava) is the source of this 1767-nucleotide messenger RNA. Its product is annotated as CTD nuclear envelope phosphatase 1 homolog. Gene Ontology annotation, molecular function: phosphoprotein phosphatase activity. Lineage: Eukaryota; Viridiplantae; Streptophyta; Magnoliopsida; Malpighiales; Euphorbiaceae. Bases 90 to 995 code for a protein of 301 amino acids. The record is from RefSeq and is a predicted model, not a curated record. The transcript is spliced from 6 exons.